This is a messenger RNA of Macrosteles quadrilineatus (aster leafhopper), 957 nucleotides long. RefSeq names its product b(0,+)-type amino acid transporter 1-like. Gene Ontology annotation, molecular function: L-amino acid transmembrane transporter activity. Gene Ontology annotation, biological process: amino acid transmembrane transport. The transcript has 9 exons. Lineage: Eukaryota; Metazoa; Arthropoda; Insecta; Hemiptera; Cicadellidae. Gene Ontology annotation, cellular component: membrane. Bases 35 to 874 code for a protein of 279 amino acids. The record is from RefSeq and is a predicted model, not a curated record.
AAUCAUAGCUCCGGCUGUCAGUGCUGAAUUCGAAAUGGAAUUUAGCUUCUUUAUUAAAUUCCUCAUAGGAGCGUUUUUUCUAUUUCUCAUGGGAUUCAUCAACUGCCACAGCAUCAAGACCUACGCAGUCACCCAGGACUUUAUUGUGGUUUUGAAGAUGAUGCUCUGUCUCUCACUGAUUCUGACUGGAGCCUACACGUUCUUAUCAGAACAAGCCAUAGAAGUUGACAUGGGGUUUCAGAAUACUACAUUGGAGCUGGCCAAUUUACCGUUUGUGCUGUAUACUGGGCUUUAUGCAUAUGACGGCGCGGCUACAAUAACAGGAGCUUUAGAAGAGAUUGAGAAUCCUGAUAGAACAGUUCUAAGAAGUCUUAUUACGGGUCAUGUAAUAAUAUCAGCUUCUUACUUUUUCCUGAACCUUUCUUUUCUGAGUGUCCUGACCCCUACGGAAAUUGUGUCAAGUAAUGCAGUUGCUCAGAUAUUUACUGAUAAACUGUUUGGUCCAAGAGUGGCGUUCUUUGUAUCAGUCUGUGUGUCGCUAAGCACGGUUGGAGGGAAUUUGGCCAACAUCUUUUAUUCCGCGAGAUUGGGUUAUGCAGCGGCGAAAGAAGGUCACAUGCUACAGUUUCUGUGCUACAUUCAUAAGACCAGACUAACCCCAACACCUGCAGUCAUUUUCCAGGUUACACUUUCAAUGGUAUUUUUCCUGAUCGGAAAGAAGACAGAAAACUUGGUGAAUGCCUAUUCCUUUGUCCUAUGGGUAUUUUACGGCUUCACAAUGGCAGCUCUGAUGAUCCUACGGGUUAAAAAGCCAGACGCACAUCGUCCUUUCAAACCAAAAUCACGAAAAAUCUGGAAAAAUGGUUGGAUGUAGUUCCUCCGUCUCAGUAAAGCAAGAAAUCGGCUACACCUUUUGUAAAAUAAAAUGUGUUCUGUUACCAGUAAUUAGUAAGUCAA